ACAACACGUACCCGCAAAACACGCUCUACGCCAAACCCUUACAACCAACCAAUAAAAAUCCCAAUAUAACCACACGAGAAAGAUAAAACCACCCGUUUCUCUUUCCAUGUCUAUUUUUCCAAACCAAUUCUCUUCAAUGGAAAAAUCGUCUCGAAAAACCGAUCGUCCUGAUAAGGCCAUGACCGAGUCAGAGUUGGCCGCGGCGCAGCAGCUGAUGCAGCUUAGCGACGAAGAUAACAACAAUAACAGCAGCAGCAGCAGCAGCAGCAGCAGCAACAAGAACACCAAGCACGAGGGUGAGGAGGUUGAUCAGAGCCCGUUGAUCAAUGUGAUCACUUGGGCAAAGAUUGAAGAGAUUUUUGGGAAAGAAGAAGAUGUUGAUCGGCCCAAGAAGCGAAGAUACCGGUCUCUUGCGAGUAUUUAUCUGACGAGCAAACCAGUGAAUGCAGGAUCAGCACAUGGGAAGAAGAAGAAAUCGAAUGUUCCAGAAGGCCGGUGUUCAAAUUUGUGUAUGGUUUGUUUAGUUGAGAUUCUUAGGCUUUCGUCAAACUUGGUUCAUGAUAUGUUCAGCAAACCAACACCGAUGUAUUCCCCUGAUGUGCCUUGA
Molecule: messenger RNA, 607 nt
Organism: Prunus dulcis (almond)
Lineage: Eukaryota; Viridiplantae; Streptophyta; Magnoliopsida; Rosales; Rosaceae
Exons: 2
Coding region: 107-607 (166 amino acids)
Source: RefSeq, a predicted model, not a curated record